Molecule: messenger RNA, 198 nt
Organism: Alternaria arbusti
Lineage: Eukaryota; Fungi; Ascomycota; Dothideomycetes; Pleosporales; Pleosporaceae
Exons: 2
Coding region: 1-198 (65 amino acids)
Source: RefSeq, a predicted model, not a curated record
AUGUCAUCGAAGUACCCGAAUACCAAUCCAGCCAGUUCACCAACAGCCCAAAAAGGGCAGAAGGCCAACGAUGCCAGCGUCGGGGAUCUGAGCGAGCGACUUACAGACGUCAAGAUCGGCAUCAGCAAGAAUGUUGCCAUGGAGGAUCUGACGAAGGAUCUAGCCUCCAAAUGGGAGCCAGACGACCGGAACAGCUGA